Messenger RNA from Callorhinchus milii (elephant shark), 1925 nucleotides. RefSeq names its product basic leucine zipper nuclear factor 1 (gene blzf1). Bases 97 to 1344 code for a protein of 415 amino acids. The record is from RefSeq and is a predicted model, not a curated record. NCBI's taxonomy places the organism in Eukaryota, Metazoa, Chordata, Chondrichthyes, Chimaeriformes, Callorhinchidae. The transcript has 7 exons. Gene Ontology annotation, cellular component: Golgi membrane. Gene Ontology annotation, biological process: Golgi organization; Golgi to plasma membrane protein transport.
GGGGAGAGCCACCGGAAGUGAGCGGCGCGGCUGCCGGAAGCUGCUCGCGGCCCUGACUGGCCACGGAGCCGGCGGCCGAGUGAGUGAGUGAGCGAAAUGAAAACUGAGAAUUACAAUUUCAACAGCUUCUUUGGGAAAAUUGCACCAUUUGUGAAAAUGGAGGAUAAAGUUCAAACAGUUCAUCCUGUUCGGAGACCUGGAGAUGGAAUGGAAACAGAAAAAAAUGCAAAAUCUAUGGAAAAAACCAAAGGGAUAAAUAACAAAAGUCAUUACAGUCCACAAAUUCAUGUAGUCUCCAAUUCUUCCCAAAUUGUCACGAAGCCCGGCGUUCUUCAGCUUGGGAAGAUUCAAGCUGGACAAGCAGUUGAGGUGGAAGCUAUUAGAAUUUUAGUUCCCAAAGCUGCUAUAAUUCAUGAUGUUCCAGCAAAGAGUACAACCGACUUUGCAGCUUCUCACAAAGGAGAGGCCUUGAGUCACCUGGAGAGCACAAACGAUCUCAAGAGAGAACUGACCGAAUUGAAAGCUUCUUUUGAAAAACUACAAAAUUCUGAGAGAAAACUACUGCAAGAUAAAGAAGGGCUUGCCAAUCAAAUCCGGGUUCAGACUGAGGUGAAUCGUGAGCUGAAGAAACUGCUCAUAGCUUCUGUUGGCAAUGAUCUUCAAUAUCAGUUUGAACGCAUGGCUCGUGAAAAAAAUCAACUAAUCCUGGAAAAUGAGACAUUGAGUCGAAACCUUGCUCAGCUCUCAGAACAGUUUGAACGGAUGACCAUCCAGUGCGAUGUGUGGCGGAGCAAGUUCCUUGCAAGCAGAGUGAUGGCAGAUGAGCUGACCAAUGCCAGGACAUCUCUCCAACGUCACAAUAGAGAAGCCCAAAGUGCAAUCCAUGAUCUUCUUAGUGAACGGGAGCAGUUUCGUCAGGAGAUGGUUGCCUCACACGGGUUACUCGAAAAGCUGUUGGUAUCUCUGCAGUGGGGGCGUCAGCAAACCUACUACCCUAAUGCACAAGCAAACACGACAGCAGAGCUUGCCUCUGCGAAUCACAAAUUAGCAGAGGCUGUUAAUUCUCACCUUCUCGGAAAAGUGGACUCAACUAAUGCACGACAAAUGAACCAAGCAGUGGAGUUCAGCAACACACCUGCUGAAAAAAUGGCUGAAAAGGUUUUAAAGAUGUUGGACCCUACCACGUUCAGUACAGGAACUGUAGACUUGUCAUUCUGUGAAACAUCACCAACUUCUUUUCUGUCUAACAAGAAAAGCAUUGGACGAUUUCAUCCAUAUACUAGAUAUGAAAAUAUCACCUUUAAUUGUUGUAACCAAUGCAAUGGAGAAUUGAUAGUCUUGUGAAAGUUUUCAAUUGGAUGCCGAUUGGCAGCAGGACUUGUGUAAUCACUACCUUUCCUGCUUACAGGUUGAAUAAAACGAGCAGUAUUUGGAAGCUCUAUACAUUUAAUAUAUACAGUGUAGCACAUGAGUUUUCUUACACAUUUCAAAGACUAUUUUUUUAGGGAAGCUCUUAAAUGUGUGUGUGUGUGUAUAUGUAUCUUUGUAUCUUGUGUACAUUAUUUUUCCUCUCUUCCCCACCUAUUUUCUUUCUCCCUCCCCCAUCACACACACCCUAGUUCCUCACUUUUGCUAGUAUCUAAAUAUUUACCUCAGAAAAAGGGUUCCUCUAAUCAUGAUAUUUCCUCAUUUUGCAUUUGGGUUGCUGUUUUGUGGUUCAGAAACCUUCCUUUAAUUUUCUUUUGAGAACAGAGUCCGUCUGCUGAAGGUGCAAGCAUUACUUUUUCUGCCACAUUUACAGUGAUUUGGAGCAAAGAUCUUGAACCAACCAUGUAAACUGUUACAAAAUGUUCAGUCAAGUUAUUUUGGUCUUCAAUUAAGUGAAAAUUUGGAAGUGAUUCCAAUAAUAAAUAUUAAAUUUGCAA